AGAUUAUGGAAUGCUGUGAUGUCAUCAGCCUAGUCAUACACACAAAGACAAGGAGGACCCACAGGCGCUCUGACUCUCUCAGCUUAGUUAGCAUACACUGCUGUGGAGCGGCUCUCUACAUCCCACUAUUGUUCCAAUUAUGAACUCCAAAGACAAAACAAACUGACAUCUUAGUAGGGUGGGGAAGCUGUCAGUACAACGCAGAAAGGAAACAGGAUUUUGUCUGUGUGUGUGUGUGUGUGUGUGUGUGUGUGUGUGUGUGUGUUGUUGUACAGUACAGAUUGUACUGUACACAGGCGUGUGAAGAUGAGCAUGCACCUUGAUUCAUGAAGAAGAGUUUACACGUGUAAAUAAGAGUUACUCUGGGACCUGAAGCCAUGGACGCCAUCUUGUGAUGACAUGACACUGUAGACCAACACUGUCCACCUCAAGAAGCUGCUGGCCGAGCCAAAGGACAGCGCCUCCACCCUCCCUCCAACUGCUCGGCUAAGUGGUACCAGGUUGACGCCACCUUUCGGGCCGCUAUCAUGCUGCAGCAGAUUUUAAAGGACAUGUACAUCGACCCCGAUGUGCUGAACGCCCUCAAUGAAGACCAGAAAAAGACUCUGUUCCUGAAAAUGCGCCAGGAGCAGGUACGGCGCUGGAAGGAGCGUGAGGAGAAACAGGAGAGAGAAGGUGGAGGUGCUGAGUGCAAGCGAACAAAGCCAAAAAAAGCCAACAGUAAGAAUGUGAGCUGGCAGCUUGGGCGGGAUGGAGAUGUGGCGGUCAUUGUCAUCGGGGAGGUGGAUGAGCUGAGCUCCAAAUUCAUCUGCUCAGGAUUUGGAGAAAAGAAGACGCCGAGUCUUCAGAACAAUGCGUACCAUCGGACUAUUCUGAAGAACAGAAAAACCACAGAACCUGUCAAAGCUGAGCUAGAGAACUUCCCUCCAAAAACAGAACCUGGGAUCUCACUGAGUUUAAAGGGGAAAUGCGAGGAGGAGACGAGCACUUUACUCCCUCUGCCGGUGUCAGUGAGAGAGUGUUCAUCACCUCCAGCAGCAGCAGAAAAGCCCGAGCCGAAGUCAGCCAGUGCGAGCGAGGAGAAGUCGUUUCCCCAACCCUCCAUCUGCUCCAGGCCUCCCAUGAGAGUUAGCCCUGUCAAUGUGAGACCAGCUUCUGCAAAUCCAGCACCAGGCUCUGUCAACACAAGACCCGGCCUUGCAAAUCUGAGGUUGGCCACCGCCUCGCCAUCAGCGUCCCCCAGCAGCACUGUCAAAAUAGACUCUGGAACAAGAUUAUCCACCAAAGUUGGCCUGUGUGCACAGGAACCUCAAAAAUCCCAGGAAACACAGGGUGGGAAAGAAACUGGUGCAUCAGAAGCAUCUCAAAGAGCUGCAUCAGAGGAGGCCAGGUCUUCAGGAAGCGCACCAAUCUGCACAGGGCGUGGCCGUGUGGCUCAGCUGAUGAAAACCUUCAGCACCGAAAGCACUACAACCCCCACGCAGCCCCCUCGUGGCAUCAAGCCCCCUCUGCCCAACAAGCCUGGCCAUUUGCGUCUAAUAAGCACACCUACUGUCAGGUAAUCCUCACACACUGAUGCACAGAUACCCACGCAGCUUCACGCAUUCCCACGAGUCAAAUAAAGCCACAACCGGACAAUGUCGCCUGACAAUGUCACUUCAUGUGGUAGCCUCAGUCAACGGGCUACCAGGAUGGAGGACUGCAAAGGUGGAUCUCAGAAAUGUUCACAAUGUUGCUUUUAUUCCCAAAGCACAGCAAUGGAAAUGCUUGAAUGUAUUAAAUGAUUUCCUUUUAUUUUUGGAUGCUGCAGUACUGUAACCACUUUCAGAUUCCAAAGCAGUUGAUUGCAAUGUAGACAUAUUUGACGGGGAAUUGAGGACUAUCACAUGUAUUCACUUGUUGAUGCUUUGUUUAACCUAAAAAAAAAAAAAAAAACACUUCUUCAAUCUAUCAUAAAGUUUUUUGUACACUCCACAAACCCUGCAAACACAAUACAGUUUACUUACCAGUGACAUUAUUUUUGUUCCUUAUGAGACAGUUUGCAUAAAUUUAUAUGCAGACACAUGUGUGGCUCAGUAUUUGUGGUUCAGGACAAAACAAUGGGCAUGGGAAGGUGUAAUGGGGUGAAAUAAGACACAGUAGGGUCCCCCUUCAUUUUGCUGUCUCCUCCAUGGGAAUAGUGUAGGGUUGUUUAUUUGUCACAAUGCAAUGUAUGUCUCCCUCUGCCACCUGGCAGGAGCCUUACUGCGACCUGUUGUGGACCAAUGACAGUGCCAAAUGCCUCGUCUGUCGCUCCCAGUGGAUCAAGUUAAGCAGUCACUGCCAAAUAAUCCAGCCCUGUGUCUCCAAUUUAUUUUUUUUCAGUACUAUUUUAGAGAUGUGUGGCUGUACUUGUGUGUUUUACUUCUUUUUUCCCCACUUUUUAUAGGGAGAAAGAUUUUGUAAUGGGAUAUUUAACAUUACUAUAACACUAACUUUUUCAUCCAUUUUUAUCUUUCAUGUCAAGCUUUGUAUGGUGCAAUCAAAGAAACAAAAUAAAAUUGUGUACAACUUGUA
Messenger RNA from Larimichthys crocea (large yellow croaker), 2556 nucleotides. RefSeq lists its product as uncharacterized. Bases 528 to 1562 code for a protein of 344 amino acids. NCBI's taxonomy places the organism in Eukaryota, Metazoa, Chordata, Actinopteri, Sciaenidae. Gene Ontology annotation, cellular component: cytoplasm. The record is from RefSeq and is a predicted model, not a curated record. The transcript is spliced from 8 exons.